This is a messenger RNA of Panicum virgatum (switchgrass), 1334 nucleotides long. Its product is annotated as vesicle-associated membrane protein 711-like. The transcript has 4 exons. Gene Ontology annotation, biological process: vesicle-mediated transport. The coding region runs from base 86 to 754 and encodes 222 amino acids. Gene Ontology annotation, cellular component: membrane. NCBI's taxonomy places the organism in Eukaryota, Viridiplantae, Streptophyta, Magnoliopsida, Poales, Poaceae. The record is from RefSeq and is a predicted model, not a curated record.
CAAUUCCUUCCCUCCCCUCCCCCCUCUUGCGCCGCGCGAGAGGGCCGGGAGGACGAGCGGGUAGGGGAUCGGGAUCGGAUCGGCAAUGGGCAGGAUCGAGUACGCCGUGGUGGCGCGCGGCGCGGUGGUGCUCGCGGAGCACGGCGCGGCGGGGAGCAACGCGGGCGCCGUGGCGCGGCAGGUCCUGGAGCGCCUCCCCGACGGCGGCAACGACUGCAACGUCUCCUACACGCAGGACCUCCACGUGUUCCACGUCAAGCGCACCGACGGCAUCACCGCGCUCUGCAUGGCCGACGACGCCGCCGGCCGACGGAUCCCUUUCGCGUUCCUUGCUGAUAUCCACGGCCGAUUUGUCAAGACGUAUGGGCGGGCCGCCCUCACGGCGCUCGCCUAUGCGAUGAACGACGAGUUCUCCAGGGUUUUGAGCCAGCAGAUGGACUACUAUUCCAACGACCCCAACGCUGACAGCAUAACUCGCACGAGAGGUGAAAUCGAUCAGGUCCGGGGCAUCAUGCUCGACAACAUUGACAAGGUACUGGAGAGAGGUGACCGUCUGGAACUGCUGGUAGACAAGACUGCAACUAUGGAAGGAAACACGAUGCGCUUUAAACGGCAAGCUCGCCGGUUCAGGAACACCAUGUGGUGGAGAAAUGUGAAGCUCACAGCUGCAAUAAUAUUCAUCCUUACGGUGAUAGUGUACCUGGUGAUCGCCUACCUGUGCCACGGCUUCACCCUACCGUCCUGCGUCCCGUAAAUCUUGUGCAACCCUCUGCUGCCGUAGGCUGCUUGACGACAUUCUUAGUCCCGCCCUAAAAUUUGUCCCAGAUUCUGUGAGUGCAGCUUCAUCGCUGCUAUAUUUUUUUUUUCUCGUGCAAGUGGAAGAACUGUUGCACCGAUCGAUUCUGAACUUACGUGCUUCUGCUUUCAAAAGUCCCAUGGAUAUUUCGCAGCCUGUAAAAAUAUCUUCGAAUGUUACGGCAUCCCGCCUGGCAAUUGUUUUUUUUUCCUGGAUAACAUUGCAAAAAAAUGCAGCGUAGGACAGCAAUAGCACAAUCCAAAUAUCUAAUGAUAAAGUAACGUACGUUGGUGAUUGAGCAAUACUGGGAGGUGCAUAGAGCGAGAUCGGCAUCAAAAUAAGGGGAUUCGACAUUGCGCUAAGAUACCAAUCCGGAAUUGUUACGGGAAUUCUGAGAAGAAAAGUUUAAGGUACAAACAGGCAAGGCCACAAGGCACAGUAGACUGGUUGUUAGAUCUGAUAAUAUGAAGUAAAACAACACGUGCUCGCUUAAUACAAUCAUAAGUUAUGCUACCCAACAACGAAGGUGCCACAAGCC